UAUCAGCGCAAGUCCUCUUUCCAUGAGAACGAACGGGAAUUUAUUUUGCUCUCAACAAGUAGCCUAAAGUUUUCAGACAUGAAGCUCCCUGUUGGCUUCUGAAUUGUGUGGAUUUUUUUUUUUGUUGCUUUGACUACAACAUUUACAGUUCGUACAAGAAGACGUGUUUUGAGGUAGAUUGCCGUCGCCUCUCUCCCUGGCAACACGUAUAAUCGAGCUGCUCUCCCCUGCAGAUGCGCAGUGCUCCUCCCUCGGCCCUGUGGAGAAGUGAGCAGAGCUCCGCCCAUGGCUCCGGCUGCGGGGCACCGCCCUUCCCUCUCUCUGAUUGGCCUGCAGGGUGUGCUGUUCCUGCUUGUGGGGGGUGUGGCCAGCAGAGGCCCUGCCUUGGCUCCAGAGUCACCGUGUCACCGAGUGGAGCAUCCGGUCAUCUCCCACGCAGAAGUCGAGCCAUGGAUCCAUAGGUUCAGGGCAGAAGGCACGGUGGACUAUUCCCAGCUGACCUUUGACCCCGGACACGAGGAGCUGAUUGUAGGAGCCAGAAACCACCUCUUCAGACUGAGUUUGGAGGACUUGUCAUUGAUUCAGGGGGUGCACUGGCAGAGCGAUGAGUUCACCAAGGCAGCCUGCUUCAGUCGGGGGAAGUCAGAGGAGGAGUGCCAAAAUUACAUCCGUGUCCUACUCGUUAACGGGGACAGGCUGUUCACCUGUGGGACCAAUGCGUUCACCCCCAUUUGCACCAACCGCACGCUCACGAACCUGACAGAGAUCCACGAGCAGAUCAGUGGCAUGGCGCGGUGCCCCUACAGCCCCAGGCACAACUCCACCGUCCUGCUGACCAAAGGCGGGGAGCUGUACGCCGCCACCGCCAUGGACUUCUCGGGCCGUGACCCCGCCAUCUACCGCAGCCUGGGGGCGCUGCCCCCGCUCCGCACCGCCCAGUACAACUCCAAGUGGCUGAAUGAGCCGAACUUCGUGUCGUCCUACGACAUCGGGAACUUCACGUACUUCUUCUUCCGGGAGAACGCGGUGGAGCACGACUGCGGCCGGACGGUGUUCUCGCGCGUGGCCCGCGUCUGCAAGAACGACAUCGGCGGCCGCUUCCUGCUAGAGGACACCUGGACCACCUUCAUGAAGGCACGGCUCAACUGCUCCCGCCCGGGCGACGUCCCCUUCUACUACAGCGAACUGCAGGGCACCUUCCUGCUGCCCGAGCUAGAGCUGCUCUACGCCAUCUUUACCACCAACGUGAACAGCAUGGCGGCCUCGGCUGUGUGCGUGUUCAACUUCAGCGCCAUCAACCAGGUGUUCAGCGGACCGUUCCGGUUCCAGGAGAACUCUCGCACGGCCUGGCUGCCGUACCCCAACCCCAACCCCACCUUCCAGUGUGGCACCAUCGACUCGGGCUCCUACGUGAACCUGACCGAGCGGAACCUGCAGGACGCGCAGAAGUUCCUCCUGAUGCACGAGGUGGUGCAGCCGGCAUCCCCCGUCCCGCACUUCCUGGAGGACGGGGUCCGCUUCUCCCACGUGGUGGUGGACGUGGUGCAGGGCAAAGAAAUGCUCUUCCACAUUCUGUACCUGGCCACCGAUUAUGGGACCAUCAAGAAGGUUCUGUCCCCGCUGAACCGGUCUCUGAGCAGCUGCGUGCUGGACGAGAUCGAGCUCUUCCCCCUGGGGAAGGCCCAGCCAAUCAGAAGCCUGCUGAUCCAGCCCAGCCGCAGCGUUCUGUUUGUGGGCGUCCAGGACCAGGUGAUCAAGGUCCAGCUGCGGCGCUGCGGCUUCCACAGGACGCGAGAGGCCUGUGUGGGGGCUAGAGAUCCAUACUGUGGGUGGGACCUGGGGCUGAAGAGGUGCACCACCCUGGAGGAGAGCCUCAGCAUGAGCCAAUGGGAGCAGAUCAUCACCGAGUGUCCUAGGAGGAACGUGACCGUGGACGGAGGGUUUGGACCGUGGUCGGGGUGGCGGUCCUGUGGUCACAGCGAGGGGGGCGUGGCAGGUUCCUGUCUCUGCAGAACCCGGGCCUGCGACAACCCCAGUCCCCAGUGCGGUGGACAGCAGUGCCCGGGUUCGAGCGUGGAGGUCACCAACUGCUCUAGGAACGGUGCCUGGACACCGUGGUCCCCCUGGGCUCCCUGCAGUACCAGCUGUGGCAUCGGGUUCCAGGUCCGCCUGCGCACCUGCAGCAACCCCGCCCCCCGCCACGGAGGCCGGGUCUGCGUGGGCCAGAACCGGGACGAGAGGUACUGCAAUGAGCACCUCCCCUGUCCGCCACACGUGUACUGGUCGGGCUGGUCGCCGUGGGAACGCUGCUCGGUGCCCUGUGGUGGAGGGGUCCAGUCGCGCCGCCGGACCUGCGAGAAUGGGAACGAGUGUCCCGGCUGCGGCCUGGAGUUCCAGUUCUGCAACAUCCUGCCCUGCCCGGACCUAAAGAAGACCACGCCCUGGACACCGUGGGCGCCAGUCAACAUCUCAGACCACGGCGGGAGCUACGAGCAGCGGUUCAGGUACACCUGUAAGGCGCGUGUGCCCGACCCCGCCCUCCUGGAUGUAGGCCGGCAGAGGAUUGAGAUGCGCUACUGUUCCAGUGAUGGCUCCACUGGGUGCUCCACCGACGGAGACCUCCUCCGUGCCGGUCAGAUCGCCACCCCCUCGAUAAACGGGGGCUGGUCGCCCUGGAGCUCCUGGGCACAGUGUAGCCGGGACUGCGGGCGCGGAAUUCGCAACCGCAAGCGCGUCUGCAGCAGCCCCGAGGCCAGGUACGGGGGCGUCCCCUGCCUGGGGCCCGCGCUGGAGUACCAGGAGUGCAACAUCACCCCGUGCCCAGUGGAUGGGGGUUGGUCGUGCUGGUCCUCGUGGUCCAGGUGUUCAGUGACCUGUGGAGGGGGACACUACACACGAACCCGCACCUGCAGCAGCCCUGCACCGGCCUAUGGAGGAGACAUCUGUUUGGGCCUACACACUGAGGAGGCACUGUGCAACACCCAGCCCUGCUCAGAGAGCUGGUCUCAGUGGUCCCGCUGGUCCCAGUGUGACUCCGUGCAGGUGCAGGCCCGCGUGCGCCACUGUGAUGUCCUCUUCCCCACCGGAAAUCAGUGCUCUGGGAACAGCACAGAGACCAGGGCCUGCUCCUCCGACUCUAACCUGAUCCCAGAAUCCAUUGCACAUUCCAGUUUGGAAAAGAGAAUGUGUGAAGAUUUUAACUGGUUCCACAUGCUGGCUGUGGGUCUGAGCAGCUCCAUUCUGGGCUGCCUGACCACCCUGCUGGUGUACACCUACUGCCAACGCUACCAGCAGCAAUCCCACGAUGCAACGGUCAUCCACCCCGUGUCUGCUGCCCCGCUCAACACCAGCAUCACCAACCACAUCAACAAGCUGGAUAAGUACGACCCUGUGGAGGCUCUCAAGAUUUUCAAUAAAAAGAACCUGAUUUUGGAGGAGCGGAAUAAGUACUUCAGCCCCCACCUGGCCACGAAGACUUAUGCCAACUCAUACUUCACGGAUGUCAACACAUUCGAGGACUAAUUCUGUACCUCCAGCUGCCAGUUGGCGCCCCCUAUGCCUCCGAAAAGUGAGACGGUGGCAUAGCCCUUUCUGUUGAGUGAACGCAUCUUUACGCUCUGCAGUUUGCAUGGAAGUGCAACAAAUGUUGGACACCCUCAAUGUGGUCCUCAACACUUGCAAGCAGAGCGCCAUGCACUGACGCCAAACAAAGGACACCAGCAGCUUUAAGGUACCUGGGCUCACAAAUCAGAGAGCUUUGCUUCAGUGACUGGAUUCUCAGAGCCUCAAACGCAAUGUUGGGGGCAUAGGGGGUGCAGGGGGUGGAGGGUGUGACCCAAGAAGAAAUUUUCAAUGUUACGAACCAGGAAAAAGACUGAGGAAACUCCGCCAUUGUCCCUCUGAAAAACUGGAAGGGGCUAAAAAAUGAACAGUCUUUUGGGAUAUGGAACUGGAUGCCUUUGCAUGACUUAACCAAACGCCUUGCCUGUUGUGUCCUUUUGCAUGG
Messenger RNA from Megalops cyprinoides (Indo-Pacific tarpon), 4006 nucleotides. RefSeq names its product semaphorin-5A-like. The coding region runs from base 286 to 3522 and encodes 1078 amino acids. Gene Ontology annotation, biological process: positive regulation of cell migration; negative regulation of axon extension involved in axon guidance; axon guidance. Gene Ontology annotation, molecular function: semaphorin receptor binding; chemorepellent activity. The record is from RefSeq and is a predicted model, not a curated record. The transcript is spliced from 22 exons. Lineage: Eukaryota; Metazoa; Chordata; Actinopteri; Elopiformes; Megalopidae.